CCUUAAUCUACAUACAACUACAGAGUAGUUACACACCAACCGAUUGCAAUUCAUGAGCACGGUGAAUGGAUGCCGUGCGAGAAAAAUAUAAUGAGUACCGCUGGCUCGCUAAUUGCGAGAGCAUUGCCACAUUUUCCCAAUUUGAACCUGUCAGCUGCUAUCCUAAUGUCUGCGACACGCCUGAAACGUCAAGAAUCUCAAAUCAAGCCCGAUAACAUCCAAAACGGCAAACACCAGUGCUAACCUCAGACAAUUGAUGAAGUGAUGCUCUAUAUACCCACUCCGCUACCGUCUCAAUGAAGCAUAGCCCUCAUGCCUUGAUUGUGUCAAGGAUGCAUUAGAGCUUGCCGCCCAUUUCAAAAUUCCCCGUUUCGGGAUUCCAUCUUGAUAUGGAAAAUGCUAUAUAUAAGGUCUAAAGGCAAUUUAUAGAUCCUUUGGAUCGGAUCGAACUUUUUGGGUAUUUUUAUUUUUAUUUUGGUCUAUUCUACUAUUUUCUGUCUGUUCGGCACAAAUAUCUUUCGUUGAUAUACCUCUCUAUUGCUUUGAUAGUACCAUACCAUACAAGCAGAGUAAUUACGUUCUUGCAAGUCCAACUACCUUUAUCAGCCUUUAAUAUACGUAUACGAUAAAUGUACCAGCACAAAUUCUGGUAUCAUGAAAUCCCACUUGUUCUUCGUGACAGCGCUCUUUGCACUCGCUGCUUCCCAGAAAGUUGCCGUCCCAGCAGACCUAGCCCAAUCAUUCUCGGCCUCUGCCACAGAGGGUCUCCAAGUCAGUUUUAGUGGCGAUGCAUCUGAGGGUAUUACAAAUGGCCAAACGGUCAGCAUAGGUGAUAUCCGCAGUCCACCCACUUUCGCUCUUGGCGACAGCUCUGGCGUCAAUCGUGCCAUCUCGUACACAAUCGUAAUGCUCGACACGACCGAUGAUAUCGCGCGGAAAGUACAAUAUCUUCAGACUGGCUUCAAAGCGACUGGUGACAAGACCAGGCUUGAAGCGACAGGGGAGCCGGCUGUCCCAUAUGAACCACCAUCUGUAGCUAGUGGAGCACACCAGUUUUCGUUCCUUCUAUACCAACAACGGGGCCAAGAACUGGUACAACUAAGUGCCGUACCCAGUAACGGCGCUGGCUCCACGGAGCCGUUCGAUCUAAAGGCAUUCGAAGCUGCGAAUAACCUCCAGCCGCCGCGGGUCGGGAUGGCGAUUAGAGUUGAUGGGAAUGCUGGUGAGCUUGGGCAGAGUCCUUCAUCUUCAACGUCUGCACGAGUAUUCAUACCAAUUGGCACACAAGCGACUUCUUCUUCUAUCUCCACUCCUGUAUCUAUUACCACUUCUCCGCCGAGCACUUCGCCCUCCAGCACAGCGUCAAUGACAGAUGACACAGCACCAGGUUCUUUUCCGUUCACAUUUACUUUCAACUCUGUCACUUUACCUUCGCUUUCACUUUCACUGGCAAGCCUAGAUUCCCAAUCAUCAUCAGACCAAUCACUCACCAGACCAGCCCCUACAACCCCAUCUUCUUCCCCAUCCGAUUCCCCGUCUACUUCUCUGUUCGCCUCCGACGCCCCGUUGGCAUCUGCAGGAAAACCGCGAACAAGUACUGUGGUCGUUACGGAAAGCCCCACUAGCACACCCUUUGACAGCUCCGGUGUACUUCUAGGAGCUGAUGCGGAAGGGGAUAGUGGGAAUUCAGCUGCAGGAGGCUUGCAUGAAUCGUCGUAUGCAGCCAUCUUUGUAGCGGCAGUCAUGCUACUUGCACAAAUUAGUUGGCACACGGUAAUGCUCUAAGUGUAUCUGGGUAGUGUUUCAGAAAGGACUUUCGGUAUAGUUUCCAAGGAAAAGAAACGUCGGUUCGCGGGUGAAAUCUUCCGAAUGUGGCGUUCCUUUUUUUUAGGAUUUGAGAGUUGCUUCCGUUUUGGUAUAUGUUUCUCAGUUAUGCAGGCUCAUGGCUUUAAUAGUUCUAUUCUCAGCUGGAUUUCUGAAAGUCAUUUUUCGCGGGAUAUGGGAGUUUUUUCAGCUUGUUUAGCACCCCUUUGUUACUCCAUUUGAUGCUGGACAUGGACAUUGAUGAAGGGGCUAUGUGAUUUUUCUUCUUUUUGGAAUGGGCAUGCAAAUAUCGAAUGAGAACAAUGAAGAUGCAGGGCAUUUGAAUAUACCACAUGCAUCUGUUAAACAAAUAAAUAUAGUAUAUAAUCAAUUAUUUACCUUUGGCCGCUAGGAACACGAAAAAUUAGAAGGAUAAUUUAGCUGCUGACUGACUAUGGCGAUUCAAACUCCAUAAGCACUAAACAAUUAUAUAGUUUCUUAGACUGG
Molecule: messenger RNA, 2310 nt
Organism: Blastomyces dermatitidis ER-3
Lineage: Eukaryota; Fungi; Ascomycota; Eurotiomycetes; Onygenales; Ajellomycetaceae
Exons: 2
Coding region: 655-1785 (376 amino acids)
Source: RefSeq, a predicted model, not a curated record